This is a messenger RNA of Elaeis guineensis (African oil palm), 1984 nucleotides long. RefSeq names its product nuclear envelope-associated protein 2. NCBI's taxonomy places the organism in Eukaryota, Viridiplantae, Streptophyta, Magnoliopsida, Arecales, Arecaceae. The record is from RefSeq and is a predicted model, not a curated record.
GCAGUAACUAUUCCCCUCCGUCUCCGCUCGCAUAUCCAGUACUAAAUAAACUAGAUCGAAGAGGAUUCAGAGCAAAAUCUCCACGAGAGGCUCGCUUUUUGAAUCCAAAGCUCCAAUCUUUCAGGUGUUUCUGUUUCGGUUCGUGUUCUGUGAAGCUUCUGGAGCCGAAGGAGCCCCAUCUCGCCCGGAACGGUGGCGUGUGGAGUUCAAACCAGGAAGACGUUGAAAGGGACGCGAAGACAUGAUCGAAGGAUAGACAAAUGAGGUUAAAAAUGGGUUCUUUUGAAGGAUUUUACUGAUUUGCCUCUGUCUUUUGGGAGAAAUCCACCUCUGGCAGUGAUUUGGAGGUAAGAGUAGAGCGGAUCGGUUUCGCCUCAGUGGAAAGAUUGUAUUUUGGCUGUUUAUUUGAUCCAGAGGGAGUGGAAAGUUUGGAUUUUUGGUGAGAAAGCGGAGGUUUUUGAGACGUAGAUGGCUGGUGGUCAGAGUUGGGCCUCGUGAUUUCCAGUUCUUUGUGGUUUUUGAUGGAUGUGAGAGUUUGGUAAGAAACGCUCUUCUCGUGAUCUCUUUAUGAAAGAGAGUGAGAAACAACGGUUUCUUUUGGACCUCCGAAGUUAAUGCAAACGGUGCUGGUUUGUGCGUGAGAGAAAAAGAAAGAGGGUUUUGAUCGGACGAAGAUCGGUUGUUAGGAGGGUUAGGGUUUUGUAGCCAGAUGAAAAUUAGGUAAAGGAGCAGGAGCAUCCAGCGAUUUCGUUUUUUCUUUUUUUGGUUAGAGCAGUUCUUGUGUAUUCUAGGAAAGGUUGAGAAAUUGUGGCAAAGGUAACUUUUUGCACGCUAGUUUAGAGCUCUUUCGGAUUGGUGAUGUUGACCGGAGAGAAGACAUCAACAUCAUCAUCGUCAUCUUCAGAAUUAGAUCCGCUGUUGAAGGAUCUUACAGAGAAGAAGCUGAGCUUUCAGAGGAACAUUGUUUCAUUGGCAGCGGAGCUUAAGGAUGUGCGAAGUAGGUUGGCUUUGCGGGAAGAGUCAUUUGCCCGAGAAAGCCGAACAAGACAGGUAGCAGAGUUGAAGGUGACGAACAUGGAGGAGGAGAUUGGUAGGCUGCAGAAAUGUUUGGAAGUGAGGAACGAGCAAUUGAGAGCAUCGACAUCAACUUCAGAGCAGUAUCUUAAGGAGUUGGAUGAUUUGAGAUCCCAGCUUUCAGUUACUCAAGCCACUGCAGAGGCUAGUGCUUUGUCAGCUCAAUCAGCACAAGCCCAGUGCUUGACCUUAUUGAGAGAACUAGACGAGAAAAAUACUUCACUAAAAGAGCAUGAGAUCCGAGUCAAUAAGCUAGGAGAGCAGUUAGAUAAUCUGCAAAAGGAUCUCCAAGCAAGGGAGUUUUCGCAAAGGCAACUGAAAGAUGAAGUUUUGAGAAUAGAGAAAGAGAUCAUGAAUGCAGUUGCAAUAGCUGGAGCUAAAAAAGAUUGCGAGCUUCAGAAGAUUUUGGCUGAAGUGUCCCCGAAGAAUUUUGAGAAUAUCAGCAAGCACCUGGAUGCUAAAGAUGCAGAGAUUACCAGAUUAAGAGAUGAAAUAAGGAUAUUGUCUGCACACUGGAAACAUAAAACCAAAGAAUUAGAAUCUCAGUUAGAAAAGCAUCGAAGGGCUGAUCAGGAAUUGAAGAAGAGAGUAUUGAAGCUUGAAUUCUGUCUUCAAGAAGCACGGAGCCAAACACGAAAACUUCAAAGGAUGGGAGAAAAAAGAGACAAGGCCAUAAAAGAACUAAGAGAUCAAUUGGCAAUGAAGCAGCAGAUUGGGGCUGGUUGCAAUGACAAGCAGAAGUUCUGGGAUAGCUCUGGUUUCAAGAUUGUUGUUUCUAUGUCUAUGUUGGUCUUAGUUGUUUUUGCAAAACGAUGAAGGCAUCCUUUUCCUGUUAUCUAUGUAUGCUAGUACUUGAACAAUAUUUAUUUAAAAAUAGAGGUUGGUUUUAUAAAAUUCAAAUGGACUUGUU